CGUUGUGUUGCUGGAGCGGCAACGAGCAAACCCAGAUAGUUGAUUGACUGACGGCAGCAUUUCUGUAACCUUUACUGAUUGUACAACUGAAACAAGAGGACAGCAUGCCUCGAGAAAUCAUCACCCUGCAGCUCGGACAGUGCGGGAAUCAGAUUGGUUUUGAGUUUUGGAAGCAACUAUGCGCCGAGCAUGGCAUCAGCCCAGAGGGCAUCGUAGAGGAGUUUGCCACUGAGGGAACUGACCGGAAAGAUGUCUUCUUCUAUCAGGCAGAUGAUGAGCACUACAUCCCUCGUGCUGUGCUGUUGGACCUGGAGCCUCGAGUUAUCCACACCAUCCUAAACUCCCCCUACGCCAACCUUUACAACCCAGAAAACAUCUAUCUGUCUGAGCAUGGUGGUGGAGCUGGUAACAAUUGGGCCAGUGGAUUCUCUCAGGGGGAAAAAAUCCAUGAGGACAUUUUCGACAUCAUUGACAGAGAAGCAGAUGGCAGUGACAGUCUGGAGGGGUUUGUGCUUUGUCACUCCAUUGCUGGGGGAACAGGAUCUGGUCUGGGUUCCUACCUACUGGAACGGCUGAAUGACAGGUAUCCUAAAAAACUGGUUCAGACCUACUCUGUCUUUCCUAACCAGGAUGAGAUGAGUGAUGUUGUCGUUCAGCCAUAUAAUUCUCUCCUUACUCUUAAGAGACUGACCCAGAAUGCAGACUGUGUGGUGGUCUUGGACAAUACUGCUUUGAACAGGAUCGCCACAGACCGGCUGCACAUUCAGAACCCCUCCUUCUCUCAGAUCAACCAGCUGGUUUCUACCAUAAUGUCAGCAAGCACAACAACCCUCCGUUACCCUGGAUACAUGAACAAUGAUCUGAUUGGUUUGAUUGCGUCACUCAUUCCCACUCCCCGCCUCCACUUCCUCAUGACUGGAUACACACCACUGACCACUGAUCAGUCGGUAGCCAGUGUGAGGAAGACUACAGUUCUUGAUGUGAUGAGGAGGCUCCUACAGCCUAAGAAUGUCAUGGUGUCCACAGGCCGAGAUCGGCAGACCAAUCACUGCUACAUUGCCAUUCUCAACAUUAUCCAGGGAGAGGUUGACCCCACACAGGUGCAUAAAAGUCUGCAGAGGAUCAGGGAGAGGAAGUUGGCUAAUUUCAUCCCAUGGGGACCAGCUAGCAUCCAGGUGGCGCUCUCCCGCAGAUCCCCCUAUCUGCCAUCAGCUCACCGUGUCAGUGGACUUAUGAUGGCCAAUCAUACCAGCAUCUCUUCGUUGUUUGAGCGAACCUGUCGUCAGUAUGAUAAGCUGAGGAAGAGGGAGGCCUUCCUCGAGCAGUUCAGGAAGGAGGACAUAUUCAAGGAGAACUUUGACGAGCUGGAUAACUCUCGUGAGGUGGUUCAGCAGCUUGUAGACGAGUACAGUGCUGCCACACGGCCCGACUACAUUUCCUGGGGUACACAAGAGCAGUGAAAACCCCUCCAGUUACUACCUAAAUCUCUUGAUCCCCCAGUUACACAAACAAAAAGCUCUGAAUGUAUCCUGUAAAUAAUGGAAUUACUCCAGUAGCAAAUAGCAGUAUUGAAGUAGUAGUAAAUGCUCCUCUUAAAACCAGAGACUCAUUUUCAUAAAUCCUCCAGAGCCUUCUCAAGUAUUGUAGGUGAAGAGAUCUUUUAGCUCUGCAUUAUGUGACUUCAUUUCUUUACAGACUUAUAGAAGAGUUCUUCAUAAUGUGGUGCCUCUAUCCUGAGCUGUAAUGAACUUUCAGUCUUUCUCCAGUUUUCUUUCUCUCUUUGUUUCUUUUAAUUAUAGAAUUUAUGGCUCUUUCUUAGUCUAUUUUUGUAUUGCACUCUGCACUCCUCUGCACAAAAUCUACAUCAAUCUACAUCAGGGCGAUGCACAGUUGUCUGCACACAAGCUUCCGUGACCUCACACGUCAGACGUAUACACGGAUAAGAUGGGGUGGUCUCAGAUGAAUGCAACAGUAGGAGGGAGUGUGAAAGAUUGAGCCUCUUGGAUAAGAACAGAUUAAAAGUAUCUUAUGAAUGCUAUCAUACUCCCUUACAUUCACGCAUGCUUGCUUUUAGACAAAAGGCACUUGCUUUCAGGGGCUAGACAAUGAUUGUGUGGUUUUUACCCCAUCUUUUCUGAAAACUAUUUUCAUGGAUUAAUCUAGAAGAUUAUUUUAACAGUUUUGAGAUUAUCAGCAAAGUCAGUGUUAUGCUGUACCUCAAUACAUCUUUUCGAUCAGAUGACCCUCUUGUGGUUAUGUUGUUUAGCAAGUCAAAUUAGUGAUGUUACCUCAAAGUCUGGCAGACUCAAUUGUACACAACGCCAAUGCAUCUAGUGUUACUUUUUCUUUUUUCGUACUGGAGAGUGGUAGCACCUCCAGAAAUAUUUUCUCCAUGUGAAACUCUAAUGCCAAAAUUCUUUGAAAGUGCUUUUUUCACCUUUUUUUUUUUCUCUCAGUGUUGUUAUUAUUAAUGUUUUACUGUGUAUAAAGAUUGCCAUCAGACUUGAUGCAUUUACUUGAAGUUCAUGAGAUUUGAAUAAAUGUUUUUCUACGAGGAUUUUUUUUGUUUCACUACAGUAAGAGUGUA
Messenger RNA from Xyrauchen texanus (razorback sucker), 2587 nucleotides. RefSeq names its product tubulin gamma-1 chain. Gene Ontology annotation, biological process: mitotic spindle organization; cytoplasmic microtubule organization; mitotic cell cycle. The transcript is spliced from 11 exons. Lineage: Eukaryota; Metazoa; Chordata; Actinopteri; Cypriniformes; Catostomidae. The record is from RefSeq and is a predicted model, not a curated record. The coding region runs from base 105 to 1460 and encodes 451 amino acids. Gene Ontology annotation, cellular component: centrosome; nucleus; spindle. Gene Ontology annotation, molecular function: GTP binding; structural constituent of cytoskeleton.